GAUGUGGAGACAAUGCAACAUUUACAUAUCCUGUUAACUAAAUGGAGAUCAGUGUCCAUUUGUACUCAUCAUCGAAAAAACGUCACAUGAGACUCAGUGGGACAUUUUUUAAGUAGUUUCUUUGUUCUGAAUUUGUCAUUUGGCUAAAUACAACUACGUGGAUUUUCCAGUAGCACAUAACACACAACUGACAAUUAGCAGCUACAGGAACUACAGCAAAGUCGCCUGAAGGUCAUUGUAAUGGCAGCAAUGCAGUAAGUGGUCUAAAAUUAGACAGAUAUUCUUUGCCAUGUCUGUUUGAUUUAUACUUAGAGUUCCUACUUGAUGCAAAUUAGAUUCUUAUAAAAAGCCACCAACACAGUGAAUGUAAUAGUUUGUCCCUGCUGCAGUUUCAAUGAAAGGAAUGCUGGUCAGCAACACUUCAUGUAGAAAGUAAAGCUUUUCUUAUUACUGUGAAAAAAAAGAUACAGUUAGCGCUCCUCUCCUUAUCGUUAUUAUGUAAGAACUGUGUCGCUUAAAGAAAACAAAUACAGCUCCUUCUUACAUAUGGACUCCAGCAGUAUUUCUGUUGGUAUGGAUUUGGAGUCUACAGUAGUAGUGGGACUGGAUGUCCUGGCUUGUGAAAACAGCUUUAGUCAUUUUUAUUGAGCACAAAUCCCAUGGAAAGACUAAAUUUACUCAAUUUGGCUCUGGGAGUUGAAGAGGUUUAAGAGGCUCUGGCCUGAGGAACGGGCCUGGAAAUAAAAAAGACUGAAAGUGCUGUGAGAAACGCAGCUGUUCAAGGCGCCAAAUGCAGGCUGGCAACAGUUUAUAACUUAAAUUAGUUUUGGCUCCAGCAGCUGAUUCUAAGAAUGGAGAGACUAAAGGAGAGCCAAAGAAGGAGCCAGAUGACAUGUUUUAUGUCAGAAUGAUCCUUUUUGCAGGAAUAGACAAGACUUUCUUGAUGCUAAGUGCAAAUGUAAUUGAACAAUGUUGCAUUACACCAGAAAGUCUGAUUGCAAAAUUAUGCACAAAUUGUGUUUUAUUGUUUUUAUCAUCAACUGCAUCAAAUGGGAUCAAAUUCACAACAUGUUGGAUCAUUGUUUUGAGAAUAAUGGGGUCAGUUACAGCAGCAGCUAUUACCAUGUCCACACUGUGAGUCUGUGUUCUGGAGGGGGGAGGGCUUUGGAGUGGAAAGGGGACUGAGGGGCUGUAUUUUUAUAAACCAUGUGCUGCCCUGCACGCCUGACAGUGAUAAAGUAGAAAGGCUCCCAGAGUAGAAGUGGUGUGGCUUUCAAAGACAAAAGGAAAGUGAGGCAGACUCCGCCACACGGCUCUAAUUUGACAGUAAGAGAAAAGAGGAGGGAAACAUAAACAAAAUCCAAUCCAAAACUACAAAAGGUAUCAUCAAGAGGACAAGCGGAGUAGAUACACAUGGAUCUGAAGAAUGAAAACUCCUCAAAUGGCUCCAUGCCAGAGAUCAACUUGGAGAAGUUACACAAGAUGGCUGCAGAGCUGAUACUGCCGGGGAAAUUCAUCCUCAGGCUCCUGAAUGCCGCUCUGGUGUUAGUUACAAACUUACUGGCCAGAGUUUUGGGAAGCAGCCUGGUCAGAGGACACUUCCACCUGAUGCUGUCUGGUUUGGUUCUGUUUGGUCCUGUGCUGAGCUUCUGGGUGUCAAAGUACAGCAUCUUCGCCAACAGCAACCACUACCUGUACAGGAAGUUCCUUAAGUCCACUUGGGGUUGGACCUGCGUCUUCACAUGUUCCUUCAUCCUUCUCCUCUCCACCUCAGCCCGCCACUCCCCCUCUCUCUCCCUCCGCCACCUCUCUCGAAUAGGGGUGGUGGCGCUGCUCUGGUGGGGCUGUCAGCGUCUCCUGGCCCUGCUGGAGGAUGCAGCGGGAACCUGUUAUGAACCUAUGACCCCGGGCAGGGAUACCCAAGGCGCUGCCUCCUCAGUACAGCCCCUGCUGCUCCUGCAUGAGGACCAGACCAAGGCCUCCUGUCUCAAAGCCAACAUGGUGUGGAGAGGUUACGAAGUAUCCCAGGAUGUCCUCAUCCUCUGUUUGUGUUGCCUGCUGCUGGUGGAGGAAAUGUCCGUCUUUGGCCCUCACCUGGCUCAGGCAGAGCCUCUGCAGAGGUCGCCCGGUGGCCCUUUAAGGUUCAUCUUCCUCCUAUGUGUACUUCUACUUGCUGUUUGGAUGUUCCUGUUGCUGUGUUUGCUCGCACACUUCCCCCAGUUCCCCUCCCAGCAGCUGGGGGGAGCUCUGGGCUACCUUGGAUGGAGAGGACUCUAUCAGGGAUGGUACAGACUCAAACCAAGCUGGGGCUGUCCUGGUCUGCCAGGAGAGGGACUUUUUACCACCACAGAGAUGGACAAACAGCAGUAGUAUGAAACCCUCAGUGGAUGUUUUGAGGGUGUGAAUGUGACCUUGAAAGCUCAGAUGCGAGCUUUUGAUAGUUGUGGCUUCUCAUUAAGGUUGUGAAGAGAAUGUAGGUGUAGUGUUUUACCUGUGAUUACAUAACUCUGCCUUUAUAGGACCACGAAGGUUACUUUCACUGUAGGUAAAUAUUAGGCUAAAAACACAUUUUAAAUUCCCAUUUGGACAAAAGAAGCACAGACAGAUUUAUCAGAAUCGUGUCACUUUAUUUUGUAAUCCGAACCAAAAUGAAAGCACAGUAUGAAAAAGAAGACUUUUUUUGUCAGAGAAGGUGUAUUGUUACUUGAUAAGAGUGUCAUACUACACUGGUUGUAUCUUGUUAGAAAGACUGUGAGUGUGCUGGAAUCGUCUCAGUAGAUGAGAGCUUUGCCGUCUCCUCUGGGCUUCUUAAUCUUGUCAUAGUUCUUGUUAAUGAUGUCAAACAGCACGGCCUGGAGAGACGGAUACGGAGAGGACACAUCAGUGGAAAUGUAGCGCGAGAGAGAUAUAAGAAAGAUAGACAGCGUGUGAGAGAGACAGAAAAGGUUAGGGGCGGUAAUAAAAGCGGGAGAGACGCCCAGAUCCAGAGCUGUAAUCGUGUCAAACAGCUCCUUUCAUCAUCACCUGUACCGCCUUGUUCAUUAACAGCAUCAAACACAGGAGGACAAUAGCCAGAGGAAGGAGACAAACAGUGAUUAAUGGAUGGAAGAUGGAGCACCAAUCAAUUUAACACAAGCACAGCAAUUAGUUUAAUUACCCUCCUAUUAAGAAGGGAUGGAUUCCAUUUAGCCACCGUCACUACUGCUGGGACAUGGCUGGAAUAUUUUAGAAUGUGUGGGUAGUUUUAUCCAAAAUACAGUGUGUGAUCGCAACAGAUGGUGUAUGAAGUUUGAUACAUGUGAUUUACAAUAUUCAGAUGACAUGCACUCAGUCCUUAAAGCAGUCAGAUGGUUGUCAAAUCAGUUGUGCAUCCACAGUUUUUACACAUUUGAAAUGUUUCCACACAAACACAUAUGAAAUAAAACGGUAGGCGUCUUACAUAUGUGUUGCGGAUGUCCAGGACCACAAGGCGGAGCUCACAGUACUGAUACUGGUCCAGCUCAUGAACCAGCUGUCGGUAGUCUCCCUGCAGCAAAAAAAAAAAAAGCACACAACAGAGUUUAUAUGCAAAAUCAUACAGGAGACAGCACAACCUGUAUGUACCCAAUUUGUGCAGAGCAGAACAUUUUAAAAAUAGCAUAAAUAGAGCAUACAGUCUGCAGGUGGAGCACAAUGAACAUCCAUAUGUUUUAUAUAUAUUUUUUAUUCUCUUUAUCACUGAGAGUCUGACCAAUUAAAUCUUUACUAAAAUGAAUGAAUACACAGAAACAGAACGGAAAUAUCUGUAUUACAAUGGCUGAAGAUACACAACGUGAGAUACUGACCACAUGGGAUUGUUUGGAGGCUUUGGCCACAGCGUCACCUCUCUCGCUGUAAUAUCUAAAUAAACAAACAAAGGAGAAGUUACUUGUCAACAGGAUAUAUCAAUACCUGACCUGAAGUUUGCUAACAUUAGCUAAUAUUAGCCACCAUAAGCUACUGGUCACAGCCAUUGACUAUUUAUAAAUAAGAUGGAUGACAUGACAGCUCCCCAAGAGUGAAGCAUGCCAUGACUGACAGCUGGCUCCAACCCUGAUUGCUUGUGCACAGACUCCCAAUGACCACAGUAAGAUGGCAGCGGCCCUAUGCGGCAGUUGGCUUCAUUUUUGUAGCGGGAAGUGGAGACGCGAUGUCCAUCUUUAUAUAUGUCAGUGGUCACAUCAGCCAGUGUACUCAGUGUACUGAAUUGAGCAACAGUGUGUUUUAUUGCCUAUGAAUUGUAUGAGGGGAAGGUUGUAUAAUUUCUUCUCUCCAAAGUUCUGUAGUUUCACUUUAAAAUGAAGGAGUUCUUGCGUUUCACACUGCGCGCACUGACGCGUGAACUCAUUACACAGAUGUUCCUGAAGGGAGCCGUAAACAACAGUCAAAAUGUCAAACUUUGAAACGUCUGGAAGUCCCUGCAGCCAUUAAUAAAGGUGUAUUCAGUUAGUAUGACUACUCCUAUCUCUUUUCAGGACUGCAUGUGUGUAUAGUCCAUGACUGGCUAACAGCUCCCUGACACCUGUGUUUUGUUGGAUCUGUUUAAGCUGAAAAACACAGCUAUGAUGCUGAAAACUGUAUAUGGUGUUUGAUCAUCUGAAACUGAAAACCUAAAACAGCCAUUAACCAACCCAACUUACUGACACCUGUGUGGGUGGAUGAGGGUGCACGGGGACACGAACGACUACAUCAGUGUUGAUGAAAAGAGACGAUGAGGCUGUAUCUCCUUAUUCAAAUAAAUAAAGAAAAAUCCAGCACAAA
This is a messenger RNA of Dicentrarchus labrax (European seabass), 4779 nucleotides long. RefSeq names its product fat storage-inducing transmembrane protein 1-like. Gene Ontology annotation, cellular component: endoplasmic reticulum membrane. Gene Ontology annotation, biological process: lipid droplet organization; phospholipid biosynthetic process; lipid storage. Lineage: Eukaryota; Metazoa; Chordata; Actinopteri; Moronidae. The coding region runs from base 1414 to 2370 and encodes 318 amino acids. The record is from RefSeq and is a predicted model, not a curated record. The transcript is spliced from 2 exons.